Messenger RNA from Oppia nitens, 4186 nucleotides. RefSeq names its product multidrug resistance-associated protein 1-like. The transcript is spliced from 10 exons. Gene Ontology annotation, molecular function: ATP binding; ATP hydrolysis activity; ABC-type transporter activity. Gene Ontology annotation, biological process: transmembrane transport. Bases 116 to 4186 code for a protein of 1356 amino acids. Gene Ontology annotation, cellular component: membrane. NCBI's taxonomy places the organism in Eukaryota, Metazoa, Arthropoda, Arachnida, Sarcoptiformes, Oppiidae. The record is from RefSeq and is a predicted model, not a curated record.
UGUCUACAUCACACCAAUUAUCAAAAUCAUAACAUUUAUUCUGGUAACAUGUCUACAAUAUUACAGUCGUGCCAAUGGACUGAUCCGAUCGUUUGUCUUAUUUUUGUUUUGGCUAAUGAUGUCUGUGACCGGUAUUAUCACUUAUCGGUCAUUAUUUUUGAUGACCCACACAUCGGAACCAUACGAUGGACUGGUCGAUGAUUUUAGAUUUGGCACUAAACUGGCAUUCAUUCCCAUUGUUUUUCUACAGUUGCUGUUAUCGUGUAUUACCGACUUUAAGUCAUACUCUUUUAAGAAAUCUAAAAAUGAAAGCCCUGAGCCAAUGGCACCGGUAUUAUCUGUAUUAACCUUCUGGUGGGCCAAUGCUCUCAUAUUGAUUGGCUAUAAGAGACCGCUUACUAAACAAGAUCUAUGGAAACUAAGCCACGAAAACAUAACAAAACAUAAUUCAGAUCUGUUUACCAAUAAUUUAAAACCAAAUGCCAAACAAUUAACGGGAAAUACCUAUAACGGUAUCCUAUGGGCGCUAAUGAAAACCUAUUGGUUUUAUAUGUUUUUGAUGUCCAUAUUGAAGUUGGCCCUUAGUUUUCUGCCGUAUGUCAAUCCGAUAAUACUUAAUUGGCUGAUAUCCUAUAUGGAUAAAAACAAUGAUGAACCCGUAUGGCGGGGCUAUCUGUACGCGUGUCUUAUGUUUUUUUCCCCAAUGCUCGAGUCUAUACUAACCGGUCAGUACGAGUUGGGUGUCGGUAUUAUCAUACUUAGGAUGCGAUCCUGUUUGACAAAUGCUAUCUACAAAAAAAGUCUUCAACUAUCGAGUACUGGACGUAAAGAUUUUACAAUCGGCGAAAUUGUCAAUCUGAUGGCCAUCGAUACAUCGAGGAUCAUUGAUUUUGUCCAAAUAAUUAACGAUACCUGGUCAUCCCCUUUACAAAUUGCCAUUGCUAUGUAUCUAUUGUGGCAACAAUUGGGUGUAGCAUCGUUAGCCGGUUUGGGUGCAAUGGUACUGAUAAUGCCGAUCAAUGGCUACAUAAUCGGCAAAAUACGUUACGUAACCAGUCGUCUAAUGAAACAUAAGGACAAACGUAUUAAAUUAAUGAACGAAAUACUAAGCGGUAUUAAAGUAUUGAAAUUGUAUGCCUGGGAGUCAUCAUUUGAUGAACAAGUGAUGACAAAAAGAGAUCACGAAAUCAAACAGUUGACUACCAGAGCCUAUUUUCAGGGUGCUAUGGUCUACAUAUUUAAUUCAGCACCAUUUUUUGUAUCAAUCACCAGUUUUGCCACUUAUGUAUUGAUGGAUUCAUCCAAUAUAUUGACCCCACAAAAAGCAUUUGUAUCCCUAUCCCUAUUCAAUCAAAUGCGAUUUCCACUUAACCUAUUUCCCCGGCUGAUCUCAUUUUACGCUAUGUUUUCAGUAUCAAUCAAACGUAUCAAUAAGUAUAUGUCUGGCGAUGAAAUCGAUAGCCAAUCCAUAACACACGCUAAGGACAGCGACAAUGCCAUCGUUGUGGAUAAGGCAUCGUUUUCGUGGACCAAAACUGAUGCCCAAUCACUUACGGAUAUAUCGCUAACUGUACCGAAAAACAAAUUGAUAGCCAUUGUCGGUCAGGUAGGCUCUGGUAAGUCGUCGCUAUUGCACGCAAUGUUGGGCGAUAUGUUCAAACAAAAAGGUCAGAUCAAUAUCAAUGGCAGUAUUGCGUACGUACCUCAACAGGCAUGGAUCCAAAACGCAUCCCUCCAGCAAAACAUUAUUUAUACCAAUCCGAUGGAUGAAAAAAAACUCAAUACCAUCAUCGAAAACUGUGCUCUGGUUCAGGACAUUCAGAUACUGCCCGGAGGACAGACCACCGAAAUCGGCGAAAAAGGCAUCAACUUAUCAGGCGGUCAAAAACAAAGAGUAUCGAUGGCCAGAGCUUGCUAUUCGUCAGCCGAUAUAUAUCUAUUAGAUGAUCCAUUGUCGGCACUGGACGCCAAUGUUGGCAAACAUAUCUUUGACAAAGUUAUCGGACCUAAUGGUAUGCUUAAAACUAAGACCCGAGUUCUGGUGACACACAAGAUAUCGGUUUUGUCGAAAUGCGAUCAAAUCCUAGUCAUGAAAGAUGGCUUUAUAUCAGAGUCUGGCACUUAUAGGCAACUAUUGGAAAACAGAGGCGAUUUUGCCGACUUUCUUCUAACGCAUAUCAAUGAAACAGAUGACGAAGAUAUGGACGAAGAAGAGCUUCAAAUGAUUGAUACGUAUGUCCGAGCAGACAGUUUAGUUGAGGGCAGACAACGAUCGCAGACUAAGCUAUCGGAAAGCGGUUCCCAGACAUCAUCGCAAAUAAGACGCCGAACACUUAGCAAUACAUCAAAGGCUGCCAACAAACAGGAAGACAACAACAACAAGAAGAAGGAUAAUAAUAAUAAGAAAAUUGGUCGACUAAUAGAAUCGGAAAAAUCGGAAACCGGAUCAGUUAAAUGGACAGUCUAUUUGGAAUAUUUUCGGCGUGUCGGCUACAUUGGAUCCAUUGCCGUAUUGCUAUCCUAUGUCGGUUCCAGUGCAUUCAACAUAGCGGCCAGCCAGUGGCUGUCCAUGUGGAGCGAUGACUCCGAAGAUCCCGAACUUGUCGACGAUAUUCGCUGGCGAAAUAUACGACUGGGCGUCUAUGCCGUGUUCGGUUCGGGUGAAGCCAUAUUUUUGUUGAUAUCGACAAUCAUGUUAAACUUGGCCACCUUGAAAGGCGCCCGUAUCCUGCAUAACGAUAUGCUUCACCAUAUAUUUCGGGCGCCGAUGUCCUUCUUCGAUACGACACCAAUGGGCCGGAUAUUGAAUCGCUUCUCCCGGGACGUCGAUGUCUGCGAUACACUGCUCAAUAUGAACAUCAGGAUGACAAUGGUUCAGGCAUUUCGUGCCAUAUCGGCAUUCGCUGUGAUGGCCAUCGAAACGCCGCUUAUACUGGCCUUUCUGUUGCCGAUCGGACUCGUCUAUCUGUUUGUUCAGCGCUUAUACAUACCGACAUCGCGUCAAUUGAGACGUAUAGAGUCGACUACUCGGUCGCCAAUUUACAUACACUUUUCCGAAACACUGACCGGUGCCACAAGUAUUAGGGCUUACGGAUCGGUAGACAAGUUUGUCGACGAAUCAAACAAAAGGGUAGACAUGAACAAUAUGAGCACUUUUGCCGCCACUAUCACCAGCUGUUGGCUAUCGAUACGACUGGAACUGUUGGGCUAUACAAUCAUAUUCAUCAACGCCCUGUACGCUGUCAUAGCUCGCCGUACAUUGAGUCCCGGUGUGGCCGGUCUGACGCUCAGCUACGCCAUGACUAUUACCCGAACGUUAAACAAUUUGAUCCGUGCGACCACUCAAUUGGAGACCAAUAUUGUUUCGGUUGAACGAUGUCUGGAGUAUACGGAAACACCUCAAGAAGCUUUGUGGCACAAACCUGAAUGUCAGCCGCCGUCCGAGUGGCCAGAAAAAGGUUGCAUAAAAUUUCAAAAUUAUAGUACACGAUAUAGGGAUGGCUUGGAUUUAGUUCUUCGUGAGAUAUCGUUUACAAUUAAUCCGGGCUAUAGGGUUGGUGUUGUUGGCCGAACUGGUGCCGGAAAGUCGUCGCUUACGUUGGCUCUGUUUCGUAUCAUUGAGUCGACUAACGGCAGCAUCGAUAUCGAUGGCGUCGAUACCGGUACUAUUGGUCUCUACGAUCUACGAUCGCGACUGACAAUCAUACCGCAAGAUCCGGUCCUAUUUACGGGAACAUUGAGACUGAAUUUGGAUCCGUUUGAAAAGCAUUCCGAUUCACAGCUAUGGACAGCCCUUGAGUUGGCACAUCUGAAAACGUUUGUCCAGUCGCUGGAUAACGGCUUGAGUCACGAAGUUAUCGAAGGCGGCGACAAUCUGAGUGUUGGCCAAAAACAACUGAUAUGUUUGGCCAGAGCUUUGCUACGUAAGUCAAAGAUUAUCGUACUGGACGAGGCCACUGCCGCUGUUGACAUCGAAACCGAUGAACUGAUCCAGAAGACCAUACGGACAGAGUUCGGCGAUUGUACUAUCGUUACGAUUGCCCACCGAUUGAAUACAAUACUCGACUACGAUCGGGUACUGGUAAUGGAUAGGGGAACGGUAGCCGAGUAUGACUCGCCCCAAGUAUUGCUCAACGAUAAUAGAUCUAUCUUUUAUUCAAUGGCUAAAGACUCGGGACAUGCUUGA